This is a messenger RNA of Indicator indicator, 487 nucleotides long. RefSeq names its product ECRG4 augurin precursor (gene ECRG4). The record is from RefSeq and is a predicted model, not a curated record. The coding region runs from base 1 to 480 and encodes 159 amino acids. The transcript has 4 exons. Gene Ontology annotation, biological process: cellular senescence; anaphase-promoting complex-dependent catabolic process; G1 to G0 transition. NCBI's taxonomy places the organism in Eukaryota, Metazoa, Chordata, Aves, Piciformes, Indicatoridae.
AUGCCGCCGCCGUGUUCCCACGGGGCGCUGCCCGCAGCUGCCCUCCUCCUCUUCCUCCUCCCGCUGCUCUGCGCGGCCCCCGAUGUUUCAAGGGGAAAUAAGCUUAAACUGAUGCUUCAGAAACGUGAAGUGGGGGGGGUGGGUGUGGAAUUAAUUUCAGCCCCUGCUGCCACAAAGCCUGAGGUGUCCAUGAAAGAAAUAGCAGCCAAGGAGUUCCUAAGCAGCCUGAGACGCCAGAGACGCCAGCUGUGGGAUAGAAGCCAGCCCGACGUCCAGCAGUGGUACCAGCAGUUCCUCUACCUGGGGUUCGAUGAGGCGAAAUUUGAGGAUGACAUCUCCUACUGGACAAACUUGGGGCGUGCUCGGAAUGAAUACUAUGGUGGAUACUACCAACACCACUAUGACGAAGAUUCACCAAUUGGCCCACAAAAUCCGCACACCUUCAGGCACGGAGCAGGUGUCAAUUAUGAUGAUUACUAAUGCCAUU